Colletotrichum karsti is the source of this 339-nucleotide messenger RNA. RefSeq names its product cytochrome-c oxidase chain VIIc. The transcript has 2 exons. Lineage: Eukaryota; Fungi; Ascomycota; Sordariomycetes; Glomerellales; Glomerellaceae. The record is from RefSeq and is a predicted model, not a curated record. Gene Ontology annotation, biological process: mitochondrial electron transport, cytochrome c to oxygen.
UUGCGCGUCGCGAUCGCCUCAGAAACCACCGUCAAAGUAGCCACCGCCUCCCUCGAGCUCGUAACCGUUCAAUUGAUGCUGAUUGAGUCUCCGCAGAUGCUUGCCCGUGCCGCCGCCCGCGCGGUCCCCCAGACUCGCACCGUCGUCGCUCGCCGCGGCUUCCAGACCACCCGCGCCCAGAUGAGCUCGCCCUACCACUACCCCGAGGGCCCCUACAGCAACAUUCCCUUCAACCCCAAGUCCAAGUUCUUCGGCGUCGGUUUCUGGACCUACUCCUUCGUCGGCUUCUUCGCCCCCUUCGGCAUUGCUGCCUGGCAAACCUACAAGCCCAAGGUUUAA